Molecule: messenger RNA, 2804 nt
Organism: Fukomys damarensis (Damara mole-rat)
Lineage: Eukaryota; Metazoa; Chordata; Mammalia; Rodentia; Bathyergidae
Gene: Orc4
Product: origin recognition complex subunit 4
Exons: 14
Coding region: 328-1638 (436 amino acids)
Biological process (GO): DNA replication initiation; DNA replication
Cellular component (GO): nucleus; nuclear origin of replication recognition complex
Molecular function (GO): DNA replication origin binding; ATP hydrolysis activity
Source: RefSeq, a predicted model, not a curated record
GGUAGAGGGGCGGGGGCGGGGAGGAGGAGGAAGUGGCUACUUUUUAACUCCCCCAACUCCCUCUCCCUCCUAAGGGAAAGUGAAGGAGCGGAAGUGGGCGUGGACAGAGGUGGAAGACGGUCACGUGGUUGGGCAGGAGGGGUUUGCGAGGAGAGGCGGUUCGUGCGCGGGGUUUGCCGGGAGUGGUCGUGUACCGCUGGCAGCAGCAGGUGAAGCUAAGCUGUGAACGUGGCGGGCAGAGCUGGUGCAUAGGUUCACGCUGUUACAGAAUCCCGACUUUGCCUUCCUGAAGGCUGACUUCUUCCUAAAGGGUUUGAAUUUGUUGAAAUGAGCAAUCGUAAAUCAAAGAACAGCAACUUACUACAUGGAGAAUGCAUUUCACAGGUACAAAGAACUUUACGGGAAAGAUUUUGUCAUCAGACUCCACAUAGUAACCUAUUUGGAGUACAAGUACAAUACAAACAUUUAAUUGAACUGCUAAAAAGAACUGCUCUCCAUGGAGAAAGUAACUCUGUACUCAUUGUUGGACCCCGGGGAUCAGGGAAGACCACGUUAAUAAAUCAUUCUUUAAAAGAACUCAUGGAAAUAGAAGAAGUGAGUGAAAAUGUUUUACAAGUUUAUCUAAAUGGUUUACUACAGAUCAAUGAUAAAAUUGCUCUGAAGGAAAUCACAAGGCAGUUACAUCUGGAAAAUGUAGUGGGAGAUAAAGUUUUUGGAAGUUUUGCUGAAAACUUCUCAUUUCUUCUGGAAGCUUUGAAAAAAGGUGACCGGACUAGUAGUUGCCCAGUGAUCUUCAUAUUAGAUGAAUUUGAUCUUUUUGCUCAUCAUAAAAACCAGACACUCCUCUAUAAUCUUUUUGACAUUUCUCAGUCUGCACAGACUCCAAUAGCAGUUGUUGGUCUUACAUGUAGAUUGGAUAUUUUGGAACUUCUAGAAAAAAGAGUGAAAUCACGAUUUUCUCACCGGCAGAUACACUUAAUGAAUUCAUUUGGUUUUCCACAGUAUGUUAAAAUAUUUAAAGAACAGUUAUCUCUACCUGUAGAAUUUUCAGAUAAACUUUUUUCUGAGAAGUGGAAUGAGAACAUUCAGAGUCUUUCUGAAGAUAAAAGUGUACAAGAUGUUCUACUAAAGCAUUUUAAUGUCAGCAAAGACCUGAGGUCAUUACACAUGCUAUCGAUGGUUGCUUUAAAUCGAGUAACAGUAUCACACCCAUUUCUGACUGCAGCAGAUUUGAUGGAGGCAGCCCAGCUUUGUAGCAUGGAUUCUAAAGCAAAUGUUGUACAUGGACUGUCAGUCUUGGAAAUUUGUCUUAUAAUAGCUAUGAAACAUUUAAAUGACAUCUAUGAAGAGGAGCCUUUUAAUUUUCAGAUGGUGUAUAAUGAGUUUCAGAAGUUUGUUCAGAGGAAGGCCCAUUCUGUAUAUAAUUUUGAGAAACCUGUUGUCAUGAAGGCUUUUGAACAUCUACAACAGUUAGAAUUAAUAAAGCCUGUGGAAAGAACGUCAGUAAAUUCACAGAGAGAGUACCAGCUGAUGAAACUACUUUUGGAUAAUACUCAAAUUAUGAAUGCUCUGCAGAAAUACCCCAACUGUCCUACAGAUGUUAGACAGUGGGCAACAUCCUCACUAAGCUGGCUAUGAACGUAACACGACUUCAGUUUUGGCAUUUCAGAUGUAGUUCACUAAAGGACUAAAAGCUAUUUUCCUUUAACAAGAUAUGUUAAUGCAUUUUAUAUUUAUAAACAUUUCUUAAUUUAUGAGACAUUGUUGCACAUGUAGUUUCUUGCUUAUGCCUUACUUUCAAUCACAAGCAGUUGCAUGGCUUGUAAUUCCGUCAUUGACUUAGAUUGUGCUGUAAGUAGCAGUUCAGAAGAAUAAAAUGUGAUUUUGACAUCAAACCAUUUUUUAAAUAUUUGUAUUUAUGUGGUAUCAGGAGGUUUACAAAAGCCACAGCCCUUUUUUGUAAUAUAUAUUCAAUUUAAGUGUAAUACAUAUUCUUCUGUGGCUUACGUACAGAUUAGAAAAUUAACACAAUAGUGCCAAGUGUCCAGAAUCACACAGGUGUAGAAUGACUGGCCCUGGAAUUCAGCUAAGUUUUGACUGACGCCAAGCCCGUGCUGUUAAGAAUUAAAGUGCAGCAUGUUCUUUACCAAGUAUUUUUAAAAGUAUACUCCAAAGGGUUUAUCUGGCAUUUAAGUAGUUUUAGAAAUACAGUGUUACAUGAUUUUUGUGCAUUAAAAUAGCACUUCAACAGUAACAACCUAUUUUUUGCAUACAUAGCCUUUAUUUCCCACAAAAAAAUUAAGCCUUAUGGUAAGUCAUUAGAUCACUUAUUUGCUUAGUAGCCGUGUCUCACUUAAAAACUGAGAGCCCUAAUACUCUUCUCUGACUAAGAACUAUCAGAGAAAAUCUAUCAAGAAGAUAUAUAGAUUUAAAAACUAAGAGGCAAGGAGGGCUUUUAUUUUCAGUGACUGAAGUAGAAAAGUAAUAAAACAAAUUAGGACAAAUUAGGUUAACAAAGUCAUACAAUGAACUAUAUGCCUACACCCUAAAGGCAUUUUUGUGGGCAGGGAAGUUGAUACUCACUUUUCCAUAGUUCUAAUAUACAGAAGUUAGUGUAUUCACAAAUUUUUGAACUUUAUAACAUAAAUUGCCUAAACGGUAUUAGCAAAAUAACCCAACUUUCAAGAAUAAUUAAAUUUAUAGGCAUGGCUUGGAUACUUUCUUCAUUUACUACACAAGAAAAUACAGCAAAACAAAAAUUAAUUAAACUCCCCUGGGUUAUCAGACUGAAAAGCAAAUGAAAU